Dermacentor silvarum is the source of this 1061-nucleotide messenger RNA. RefSeq names its product BTB/POZ domain-containing protein 6. The transcript is spliced from 2 exons. Gene Ontology annotation, cellular component: cytosol. Gene Ontology annotation, molecular function: protein binding. Gene Ontology annotation, biological process: neurogenesis. The coding region runs from base 16 to 963 and encodes 315 amino acids. The record is from RefSeq and is a predicted model, not a curated record. NCBI's taxonomy places the organism in Eukaryota, Metazoa, Arthropoda, Arachnida, Ixodida, Ixodidae.
GGCUUUUGGGAGAAGAUGAGUGCUUGUAACAUUGUUUGGCGUUCACAACUGUACGUGCAGAUUAACUUGGAGAAGUACCUGGACAGCACGGUGUUCUCAGACGUGGAGUUCGUGGUGCAGUCUGAGCGGUACUUGCUUACAAGGACCAUCCGAGCGCACAAGCAGUUCCUGGCUAUGCGAAAUGAUGUCUUUGGCACCAUGUUCUUUGGUAGUCUGCCCGAAAAGGACAGGGUCUGCAUCACUGACCUGCACCCAAGUGGAUUCUACGGAUUGCUCAAAUACCUCUACUCUGGCACUUGCGAGCCUGACUCCUUCGAAGAGGCAAUCCACAUUCGUGAAGCUGCUGACAAGUACCUCGUGCCCGAACUUGUGGCAGUGUGUUCCAAGUACAUUGAAGCAAACAUGUCUCCCGACAAGGUCUGUCCCCUCUUGGACUGUUUGGCAACAACUGACAUUGACAGGACCGAUAAGGCCGCUCUUCAGGUGCUCAAGAACGAUGCCCUUUCGGUGCUCAAUUCAGAAUCGUUCAUCGACUCGCUCGACAGCACGGUGGAGUCCAUUCUGAAAGUCAUAAGUGGUGUGCCCGAGAGUUGCAUCUUCCUGGCCAUCCGAAAGUGGGCGGAAGAGAAGUGCCGAAAGUCUCUGUCGUCGGGUGAGACCUCGCUGGAGCUACCAGCAGUCAUUAGGCCUUUUCUUCCCAAGCUGCGAUUCCUAGCCCUGACUCCGCAGGAGUACGUGAAGGGUCCCGGUUCGUGGAACGUGCUCGAGGACCAAGAAGAUUUUGCCAUUCUCAGGAACAUCAUUGUUCGCGGUUCAGUGCCAUUGCCUUCAUGGGUCUGCACCGACGACACAGCUCGUGGACUGCUGCUUUUUAAAGCUAAUCCAUUCGAAACGAUUGAUGCACUGACGACUGUAGCGAGGAAGAAAAGCCCAGCUGCUGAAGGCAAUGAAAAACCAAAAUAAUGUCUCCUGCUUUAACCACACAGCAAAGCUAUUUUUUUAGACAGAACAGUUCCAGUGGGAUACAAGACAUAUAAUAAAUAAUUGUUUGAUAAACUGCU